AGCGCAGAAAAAGAGGAGGGGGGGCCGGUGGAAGGAGGCGGCCGCGAGGAGGCAGUUUCUCUCUCCAGUCUCUUCCCCGUCGUCUUUGUCUCGCGCCACUCUUUUGUUUAGCCAUGCCGAGCCUGCUGGUGCUCGCAGGGAUCAUGGAGAAAAACGGGGGCUACGGCGCCGAUCUUGCCGGCUCCGGCUUCGGGGGCGAGGCGGGUCUGCUGGGUCCCCCCGACGACGACGAGGACGACUCCCGCGCCCUGAGGGUCGCGCUCGGCCAGCUGUCGCUCCUGGGGCUCGGCGAGGGCGAGGACGGUGGAGGAGGAGGUGGUGGAGGUAGUGUUGUUAUCGGCGGCGGCGGUGGAGCUCCGACGUGCGGAGUGCAAGACCGGAGCAACAACAACAACAACCACCACAAUAGUGGAGGAGGAGGAGGAAUUGGGGGAAUCGGUGGAAUGGGAGGCGGAGGAGACGCGUCGAUCCUCCAAGGCAAGAGCAAGUUGUGCGCCCUGUACGAGAGCUCGUCCGGGGAGCCCAAAGGACGCGGCUGCAACAUCACCGAAUGCGUCCCAGUGCCCAGCUCCGAGCAUGUGGCCGAGAUAGUGGGCAGGCAAGGUUGCAAGAUAAAAGCCUUACGGGCCAAGACCAACACCUACAUCAAGACCCCUGUCCGAGGCGAGGAGCCCGUGUUCCUGAUCACCGGCCGUAAGGAGGACGUGGCUCUGGCCCGCCGCGAAAUCAUCUCUGCCGCCGAGCACUUCUCCAUGCUCAGGGCGUCGCGCAACAAGCUGGGCGUGUCUUUCAGCGGCUCCCCGCCGACCCCGCUCCCGGGCCAGACCACCAUCCAGGUGAGGGUGCCGUACCGAGUGGUGGGUCUGGUGGUGGGCCCCAAAGGCUCCACCAUCAAGCGCAUCCAGCAGCAGACCUGCACGUACAUCGUCACCCCCAGCCGGGACCGGGACCCCGUUUUCGAGAUCACGGGCUCACCGAGCAACGCCGAGCGAGCCCGCGAGGAGAUCGAGGCGCACAUCGCCUUCCGGACGGGAGGCCUGCACGACCACAACAACGAAAACGACUGCCUGGGCCCCAACGGCGGAAGCAGUCCGGCCGGGAGCAGCGGGAGCGGCGGCGGGGGCCUGGAGAGUCGACUCCAGCAAGUGUGGGGCCUCCAGGGGGGCCAGCGGAAACCUCUGACCAGCAGCUACCGCCAGAACUUCUCCGAUGCCCUCGGGGGAGGAGGGAGCGGCGACGGCGUGGGGAUCUACAAUAAGGGCAACUUCUCCAGCUCCGGAGAGAAGCCGUGCUCCUUUUUCGGCUCGGAGGGCACCCAGAGCUGGGGCGACCCCGACUACCCCAAGCAGAUGGCUUUCUACGCCCAGCAGCGAUCCAAAAGCUUCGGCGGGCUCCCGCUGCCCCUCACUAGACUCUCGCCGGGGCUCCCGGAACCGCCGGCCAAUUCGUCCGUCGGCGGCAUGGCGUCGCCCCACGCGCAGGCUCGCCGCGCCCACAGCGAGCCCACCUCGGCCGGGGAGGGCGGCUUUCCCGGGCGGCUCCCCGUGCCGGACUCGCCGCCGGCCGUGCGGGACUGCAUGACCUGCUUUGAGAGCAAAGUGACGGCCGCCCUGGUGCCGUGCGGCCACAACCUCUUCUGCAUGGAGUGCGCUAUCCGAAUCUGUGAGCUCAACCACCCCGAGUGUCCCGUGUGCCACACGCAGGUUUCGCAGGCCAUCCGAAUAUUCUCUUAAGGAUUCCUUUUUAGCCAGUUGUGUGGUUUAUUUUUAUUUUUUUCGGUCUCUCGUUUGUCGGUCGGCUAAUUAGUUGCUCUUAUUACGGUUGUUGUUAUUAUUCUUAUUCCUAUUAUUGCGAUACAUUUUUCAUUUUUCAGAAAAAUUUUAAAACAAUCAAGCAGCUAUUUUAGAAGGCACUGCUUGCUUUACUAAAAAGUAUAAGAGAUAUUUUUCAGUUUUUCUUUUAUAUACAUAUAUAUGCAUAUAUAUUUUAUAAAAGUUUGGUUUAUAAGAGAAGUAUAGUACCUUUUCAGGUUUUGAUUUUUUUUUUCCUGGUAUUUUGUUUUUUUAUGAUGGGACUGCUGCUGUUGUUCUUAAACACAGAAUGGCAGUGUAGGCCGACAUAAUGUGAACAUUUUAUUAUUACUCCGAUUUUUUUUGUAUGAUCACGUUACCAUGAAGUGGGUUUAUAUGGGUGGAGGAUGAUUUAAUUCACACCGCACCAAACAAUCAUCUCGGGUCUAAAAGAGGGUCGUCAAUCAGACUUUUUGAAUCAUUUUAUUAUGCUUUGACAGAAAAUGUGAAAAGGUUUUAGUCAAAGCACUUCUUCCGUAGAUAUUUCUUUUGGGGGGGGGCAUUACAUUAUUAUUUGCCAUUUUAUCGGUGUCAUUGUUCAGUGCAUCGGCCCCCAAAAUGUGCAAAUCUCAUUCGGGGCGGUGCAUUGAUUACACAAGGCUCGCUGUAAUCUGCGGAAAAGAUUCAGUGAUGCUUGCCUUCCCCUCGUAGCCUCGACAAACGCCCCCCCCCCCUCCAAGCCACCUUCUCUUUGUCAUUACUAUUACAUUCGUCACUAGACAAUGUGAGCAAACCUCAUGCAAAUAAGACGAUCUUUUUCUUUUUUUUUUUUUUACAUUUGGCGUCUGGCUGGAGCAGGUGUGUGGAUAUCUGGUCACCCCCGCCCCAUGGUCCCCUUCUCUUACAGUGUGACCCUCCCUUGGAUUGAGGAGCGUUAUUGUGUGUGGACGCUCGGACAGCAGGGCCCGGCGGGCGCUCUUUCGAUAAUUAGGCAAAUGGGCCGGUCCAGGUGCAGAUCGGAGCGGAGAAUCCAACCCCCCCACAGACAAGAUUUGUAAGCUGCACCAUUGAUGAAAACCAUGUGGCCAUGUUAAAAAGAAUGGUCCUAUCACAUGAGGUGUAGCGUGCCCCCCCCCCAUUAACCCCCCCCCCUCUCUCACAAACACACACCAACUGUGAAAUUCAAAACAGGGUUUACGUGACAGAUCCAAAUAGGCCAACCCGACGACCCCUCCCUGGCUACUGUAAGGGAGAUCCAGCAGCUGCCCCUUCACUAUGGACACUGAGGCCCCCAGCCAAUGGGAGACACCCCCCCCCCCCUUCCUCACCCAGCCUCCCUACUCCCCACCCUAGCUUGAAUGAAAUCAGACAAUUGUAAUUGGCAGGAAAGCGGAGGAAACGCCCCAUUGAACCAGCACUCACUCUGAAUCAAAUUAUGCUCAAGCCCGAGCAAGAAGGGGAUGGGGGGGGGGGGGGGGGGGGGAUUGGGUCAACGGGUUAACAUAAGAAGGUGGGGGUUGUUGAAUAAAAGGGAAAGAGGGUGUUUUGUUAGUUUGGGGGGAGCGCCAUCUAGGGGUGGGAAUGUUAGAGUCCAUAUUAUACCGAACAAUACUGUCCCAAUUAUAUGAUAAAGCAUGUAUUGAUAGCUAUGAUACAUUAUAAUAUUCACAGCAGAAUAAUUACGCUAUCUAAUAAAACUUCCGAAUUUUGCUGUCAUAGCAUUGGCGGAAGAACUUUGUCCGAUUGCUCGUCUACGCUGCUUUCAAACACAAGGGGGCGUAUUUACAUGGUAGUACUUCAAUGGGUGGAAGUCUUGCUAGCAAAUGUCGGGUUAUCCAUACUGUGAUAAUGGUGCAAUGUAUCAUGAUAUCAAUACAUGUUUCCAAGCCUAGAGAACAUGAGGCUUGAAACUGUUUUAAAGGUAUUGAGUAUCGAUCGCCAAUGUCGGAGUAUCGUUACUGAGAAGAUGCAAUGUAUUGCAAUAUCACUUCAGCUUGAGCCAUCAAACUGUUUUAAAGGUAUCAGGUAUCGAUACUUGGAUGACGAUGAUACACUGCAAUAUCGAUACUGCGGCUGAUAACUAGAAAACCUGUAUCGCCUCGGCUUGAGCCUUUAAACUGUUUUCAAUUCCGCUUUUAAGGUAUCGGGGUAUCGAUGCCAAAUGUUGGUCUACUGAUAAUGUGGUAAUGAUGUGAUGUAUCACGAUAUCGAUAUUUUCUCCCACUCCUAGAGGAGUCAUCUGGCCUUUUUAAAAUUGUGUCCCAGCCACCCUCAAGAGACACCCCCCCCCCCCACCUGAAGCGCCCCCCCCUUGUCCUCCUAUUAAGAGCCAAACACAGAGCAAAGCAUGUGGAACACUUAAAAAUAAAAGUACCUUCAAUUCUACAGAGAGUAGAAAUACAGAGUAUCAUUCUAUGGAGAAACUGCACAGUCAACAACAACAAAAAAUCUUAGUAUUUUUGUUUUAUGCCUUAAUGUUACAUUUUUUGUUUAUUCCAAUAAUGCCAUUUAGGCUAACAUGUUGGCCUUCCAUUGCACCACCCCCUUAAAACAACUUUUCAAGUUAAAGAAUGUGAAUCACACUUGGCUUAGGAAGGGGUUCAGGAAAUGACACCCUCAACCCGUCUGUUAUGUCGCGGGUCAAAUUGACCCAUUUUAACACGAAAGAACAACAUUAAAAGUCAUUUUUGGGUAUGAACAGACACAUAUUGGCUAGGAAAUGUUUGUAAUGCAGCUAAUGAUUUUCUUUUGUUUCGUUUCUGACCCUUUUGUCUCAAUUACUUGUCACGAGUCACAUUGACCCAAGAACGUUAUUGCUGUUCCUGAGCAACAAACAGCGGGGUUAAAAACACAAUAUAAAUAUGAAGAGUUAAGCACCUUAUUUACCAAGAAAAAAAAAAACUGCGCAUCUGAUGAAUACCAAACCGACCACUGAUGGUGAAAUAUUUCCUAGAAUUUAAGAAAUGCACAUAAGGAUUCCCUAUCAUUUUUGUUUUAUGUUGUAUUUGUUGUUGCUAUCACGACGAGAGAGGGAUGCCGCCUCUUUAUAUAAGAGUAUUCAAAGACUCUUUGUAAAUAAAUACACAUUUAUUUGCGCAUUGGAUGCCCUGCUUCCACAAAGCUUUUGGAUUACUACGCCAAUUUAGCAGAGGAAAAAGAUUAUUAUUAUUAUUAUUAUUAUACGUUUUACCCAUCACUUUUUGACUUAGAUAAUAGCCUAUAUAUAUACGUUUAACAAAUAUUAUUUCAAGGGAUUAAUUUAGUAGUAUAUAAAUUAUCAGACGCUACUAUGAUAUCAUUUAUGAAGCCUCAACUGUAUAAAUCCCAAAUACGUAAAAGUUCCGAUAAAUUGUAUGUGUAAUAACAAUAAUAAUGAUAAUAAUAAUAACCCCUGAAUGAGGACACAAGUUUCUAUGUACAUUAAGAUGAAGCAAUAAACAGUAAUAUUCUAUUCAGACUACUUUGACUAUUAGCAUAUUAGCGUUUUGGUAGCUCGUCGCAGCUCUUUGAUUAGUAAAAAUGAAAAUUUAAAAAAAAAAGAAAAAAAACAGGAUAAUUACUGUGCUCUUCAGGGUCUUUUCUUUGAGUGAUAUGUUGAAUAUUAAGCACUCGUUUCAGGAGUUCUGAGCGGCACUGAGAAGACAAAAGUGGAAGCUAACAGUGCUAAUGGCACUAAUGGGGGGGCCUCUUAGCUUUUAGCGUAGCUUCCAAACUUCGCCUCUGCUUUGUAUUACGGUCACAUGUAGCCAAAGACCAACGUACGACCAGAGCCAACUUAGUAGUGUUAUAAAAAGCGAUAUUGUGAAAGCAAAUCUGUGAAAACAUAUCAGGUUUGGAACAGCCCCACAAUCGGGUCAUGCGUGGGUCAUAAUCCCCAAAAUAGGGGCUGACAAUUUUGAAGAGUUGUGACUUUGGCAAUUUCCACUGCAUGCUAGCAAGAUAUUGUACCGUAUAGCUAAGAGUUAUCCGCAUACAAAAAGGCUUUACGGCCUCAAAGCGAACGUGGGCUUUUCCCAAAUGGUAUACAGUAUUGCAGCGUAGUUUAAUCGAUACACGAAAAUAGACUUGUUAAGAAACGUGCGUAAGUUUCAUUUGUGCAGCUCGGACCGGCCGGUAUGAAAUACUUUGGAUUGAGACAGGAGCGACUUGAAAGGGGCGGAGAUGACUCGCGGCGACAUUGGAGUCGUUAAUUUUUCCGUAGUAUUAUUUUUUACGAUAUGGUAUUACGAUUUUUUUCUGUUUUAGUCAAAAUAGGAAGUGUUGAUGUUUUUUCUUGCUAUGGAAAUGGACUUAUGCAUUUAUGUAGAAUCCCUUUGAAGGAGUGAUAGGAAAUCCUUAUUCUCAAUGGAUGCACUUAAGCAAUUGUAACCAACUUUUUACAGAACUCGAGCAAGUAAUGCGUUUGAAUGUACGAAGAAAACACUCAACCGAAUGCACUCCUUCAUUUGUUUUUAUUACAAGCUUUAAGUUUUUGUUGUUGUUUUUGGGGGAAAGAAUUUGUGACGAGUUUUCAAUAUAUUUGAGUUCUUCCGCAUACAUUUAUAGAAAGUAACUUAAAACCAGAAAGAAAAAAACAUUACAGUUUUGUCAGAUCUAUUUUGCUAACAUUGGUUUUUAUUUCUUAGAAACGCAGAGAGUAAGGGGAAAAAAAAAAAAGUCAGUAUCUGGAUGUUAUUUAAGAAAACAAGCCUAUUUAAAAGACCUUUUGUUUUUUAAUUCAAAUGACAAGAAGUUAAUAUAUUUCUAAACAAGAUGGAGGGGGGGAAGUCAGUUUCUACGUAAAAAAAAGAAAAAAAAAGAAAAAAGUUUUAUUUAUGACGGUUAUGGACGCCGGACGACACUCGUGCCGCGCCCACGACAGAAUAAACUAUUUUUUAAGAAUUUGGAGAUAUUUUAGUCACAGAGCAUCAAUCUUGUGCCUCGAUUAUAUCAUUAUUAUUACUGUUAUUAUUCAUGUCCUGCAUUAGUAAAUCCCCCUUGCCGCUCCCCCCCAUGCACACAUAUGCCUUCAACUGUAAGCCCAUGGUACUGACUUACUGACUGCAUUACACAUUUUCUCUGUGAUUCAAAAUCCAAAACCAAGGUCUAGGUCUUGACUGCGUACAACGUUUUAUUUUGGCAUCUCCAAGUCUUUUUUUUUUUCGUUUUCUUGGAUCGACAGCAACAGAGCAGCUUGACAAAGGCCGAUUUUAUUAGGGGAUUUGGUGGGCCCUCAAAAACAAAAGUGAGGCCCCGGUGGUGUUUAACAGGGCGCACCAUGUUCUUAGAUCUCUGUACUGUAACUAGAUAGCACACAUAACACACAACAAGUUCAUUACUGUACUAGUUUGCAUGUAGUAUGUCGUGUGGUCACUUAGACUAGAUUUUCAUAGAUGAGAGCGUUUUCGGAGGUCAAAAGGUGGCGAGUUUUGACGCCGGUCGGUCCCCACGUCGGAUUUUGUAGGAACAGUGAGGCCACUUCUUUCACUUUUGCUGAAAAUGAAUGAAUGAAAAAUAACUGAUCUUAUGUAGACUCACUUUUGACCUGCUUAUUGUUAUUUAAUUGUGACAAUUAAAUAUAAAUACUAUUGUUCAGUUAACUCAUUGUGUUCAGUGACAAUAUAAGGAUCAGAAUUUUUGUUCCUAGAUUUUUCUUAAUAUGGAAUGGAUAUGAUCAAAAACUGAGAUUCACUGCCUAAUUUUUAUUGCUUACUCAAAAGCUACAAUCUCAAAUCCAAAGAAUUAGCCUCACUGUUCUAAUAUUUUUGGGUUGGCGAGUAUUCACCUCACAGCAAAUCAACUUGAAGUUCUUGUAGUUUAUGUAUUUAUUGGUCAAAACUUGACACAUUUCCUGCUGCAUGUGACGGGACCAAAGGUGAAAACUUGCAACCUUCCUCCGAAGACGGCCGACAGAUUGUCUCUUGGUAGCGUUUUCCAAUAUUUGCAGCACAAUUAGUGUGUGUGUGCGUGUUUCAUGCCGGUCUAAUAGUGGUGGUAGUGAGUUAGUUUACGGGCCAGCAUCAUCGGGCUGGCGUUAGUUUCUGGUUCCUCUGUAAACGGUGAAAAGAGGGUCGCCCCACCCCCCACCCCCUCACGCUCGUGUGUGUGUGUGUGUGGCGCUCUGUGGCUGACCGUCAACUUUUUUUUGAUGGAUGGGAACAAAAAUGACGAACAAAAAAAUGGAAAAAUUCAAAAAAAAAAUCUUUGAACUCUGUUACAGUGUGCCAUGCCCUCGACGAGGCAUGUGAUAUUGCAGGUUUAUUUCUUAUAGCACACAUUUUUUUCCGAGUGAAUUACAUUUUUUGGAAGACAUUUUUAUGAUUAAUUAUUAUUAUUAUUAUUAAUGUAUCUGCUCCAUGUUAGUUCUGGUUCUUUGUUAUUUUUCCAAGAUACAAGAUGUAUUGUAAAUGUUUCUAAUAAAAAGAACAAAAUGAAAAUGA
Messenger RNA from Syngnathus typhle (broad-nosed pipefish), 8209 nucleotides. It is a transcript of the gene mex3a, whose product is annotated as mex-3 RNA binding family member A. The transcript has 2 exons. Gene Ontology annotation, molecular function: RNA binding. The record is from RefSeq and is a predicted model, not a curated record. The coding region runs from base 114 to 1733 and encodes 539 amino acids. NCBI's taxonomy places the organism in Eukaryota, Metazoa, Chordata, Actinopteri, Syngnathiformes, Syngnathidae.